AUGGCUGUCAACUUUGAAAUUACAGGUUACUCAGGCAAGAAAGAAAUCUGUACAACAAUUCCUAAAUAUAAAGAAUCGGCAAAUUACUUUGAAUGCCAGAAGCCGGUUAUUGGGAAUAGAUUGGAUGUCGACUUGAAAAGUCGUCGCACUUUUGAAAUUUGUGAAGUGGAGGUUUUUCAGACAAAGACAGGUAAGAAUGCGCAAUUUUUACUCUUUUUCCAACAGAUGUUUCUUUAUGAAUCAAGAUACCCACGACUGCAAACGUUUGAAAAACUUUGCGAAAUACCUGAAGUUUGUAUUAUUACUUUAUAGAUCGACCAUUUGUUCGCUUGUUUCUUAGUAAUAUUUUGAUUCUAUUUUCAGUAAACUUAGCUGCAAAGCGUCCUGCGAAAGCAUCUCAAGAUAACGACAAUGCAUACAGAGGCUGUGAUCAGAAAAUAGGUAUUGUAUUGUUUUGUACGCAAAUGUGCAUUUAUUUACAGACUUUUUGUCAUAAUAAGUUAUUUGCUUGUUCAGUAUUUACUAACCUUGUUCGUCUAAUUCUUUCUUUCGUCGCAGACAAAUCGUUCUCUAUCAACGAAGAUCAUGUUUCACUGUGGUGGCGUGUAGACUUGAUAGCAGUAUGCAAAGUUCAUUUGGUGCGAAUUGUGACAGCGACAGGCUACAAACCGGCUGACCUCAAAGGUUUAAAAGUUCUAGGCAAGUUAUCGAAUACGUGUGUCAGACCCCUCUCUCAGGGCAACUUGAUAUCUUAUUCUUCACGACGAAAAAGUCAGAGCACCCUCGCCACAUGCCCUCUGACGAAUUCUUCUUGUGAAUGAAUCUUUGGUAUUUCCACAUUGACAGGAGAUGGAGCUGAAGUUGGCAGUCUGGAUUCUCCAACAGCAGAACCUGUCCAGACUAUAAUUCCUCCAAAGGACACCAGAAAGAGGACUGUCAGCCUCCUUUUUGAAAAAUUUCCCGCCAAACUCCAGUUCCGUGAGGUGGAAAUUUACAAUGGCCCGUUGUUAGGUAAUGAUAUACAUAUCAAAGCAAUUUUGAUGAUUGAUGUUAAAAGCUGUACCUUUACUUGAGCGCCGUUUGAUGCAGAGCUAUUUAUGGAAUAAUUUUUCUUGAAUUUUUGGGCUUUAGUUGUUCUUUCAAGAGGUCUGGUUAUGGCAUAUCAGUGUUGGUUCAAUAAAUAGCCAUUUUGUGAGAGUUUUGACGCGUUAGGCGGCGAAGCCACGAGAGUCUUGGAACGGAAAAAUAAGUUUCUCCACUCAAACAUCUUCUCCACUUUGUCUGAGCACCUACGCCUGGAGUUUCAUCAAGCACCCAAAAAACCGCCAGCAACGCAAGCUUUUAAUACUGCUAGAAAUGUCCUUUAUCACGAAAAUAUAAAUCAGUAUUCCCAUGCUAUGCCUUUCGAGUUUUUUUUUUUUACGUUUUCUAGUUGUUGAUGUCUGUAAAAAGCCUGAUAUUUGUGGCGACAAUUACAAAUGCGUGAAUGGGAAAAAAAUUCAUUCGUGUAUUUGUCCGAGUGGAUUCCAAAUAACAGGGAAGUAUAAGAAAUGCAAAGGUAUGUGAAGCAAUAAGCGGAUAUUUGUUUUGCUCUGAUGAUUUGAAUUCUUCACUAUGACUGAAUAUCAGAAAUAUUUUGUUUGUUUCAAACGCGAUAUUUUAAUUUAUGAAACCUUUUUCGUAUCAGCUCCUCGCAGUGACUGCUCGCUCAGUCUCGAUUUAGUAGAUUGCAAAUAUUUAACAUUUGUUUGCCGAAGCGAAGUGAAUUUUGUUGAAUGAUUCCCGAAACAAAGUCAAGGAGAUUAUUCAACAAUCUUCACUAAGCCUCAGACGAAUAGGUGCUUUAGUAUAAUUUCUAAAUAAGGUGCUAUUGAAUUAUGUUGUAAAUUCGUGAUGUAAAUUGAAAAUUAUAAAUUGUGCCACAAUAGUUCUGAAUUCAGUUUUUCCUAGAAUUUAACAGGUUCAUUUUAUUCCAUCAGCCAAAAACUACAUAUCUUUCUUUUGUAACGUGUAGCGCCAAAUGUUUUAGUAUCUUUUUCGCUCUUUAGGUGUGUAUUUCCUUUCUAUUACGUAUGUCACCUCCAUUGACAAAACACGAGAUAGCAAUUUUGACAUAAUCACCUUACGCGAAGCAAUUAUAGCGAGAUAUGACUCAAUCUUCGACCAAUCAGAGCGCGCGCACUCCUCUGAUCACCGGAGUUGUUGUUAGUAUAUUCCACACGGGUGAAUAGUGCUUUUCGCGUGGGUUUGCUGGCUUGUUCUGAGGUGAUUAGCAAGAACUAUUUACCUUCGGGCAGACGACGAGAUAAAAUCGCUUGUCAGAAGUUAAAUUUCUGACCAAAUUCGGUAUUUUUGCUACAAAUCUAAUAUGAAUAUUUGGCUCCACUUCGAUGAAUGCUUGUUAACCAUAAUAGCGUGCACGACGCCAUAAAAGACAUGACGUAUAUACUCAUAUACCAUAAACAGUUAGACACACUCAUUCAAUACAACUGAGGAGGGAGGGGUUGGGCAACAUACUUGAAAUGCCCAGAGUCUUUUAAAGAAACCUUAUUAAUUUUUACAAACAGCUUCAAUAGCUGCAAUUUUUUUUUCUAACUUCAGUAGUUUUCCGUUUUAAAAUUCUUAGACAUCGACGAAUGCGCUUCUAAAAGUGCAUGUGAUCAUGAGAGGCACGUGAAGAACUCUUAUUGUAAGAACACCGCUGGAUCAUAUGAGUGCUCGUGCAGGGAUGGUUACGAAGCUGUGAGUGAUGCCAAAGGAAAACUUCAAACAUGUCGAGGUAAAACGACAACAAACUACUUUGAAACCACUUUAUCAGUUGAACUAAGCCUUCACACGGUUGGUCAUGUGAUUAACAAUCGGUAUUCUUUCCCAUGGAAUUUCAUGAUUUCAAGAAAUAUGAGGAUCAGGAUUCAUUCUGCCAGAAUACAGAUUUUCAGACGAAUGUCAGUGAAGGUGAAGAUUUUAUGACCAUUUGAAACCUUAACAAUUUCAUGCUUUCUCGUUCAGAAGAAAUACAUUUUCCAUGACUAUUUGUAGGUAAAUAAGUACAUAGUAUUGAUCAUCUUGCAAGACGGGAAGGGAAAAUUUUUAUAGCAGUUACAAUGUUAUAGCAGCUACAAAACAUAGGCAACGAUUUGAAUGAAAAUCAUGUAAGCGUUACUAGAGGAAAAAGCGUUUUCUUUCCAUACAAAUCCUCCUGCUUUGGAAAGUCUUUUUUUCCUUUGAUAGAAAGGCCAUGUUACUAUGGUCAUGAUCAAUAUUGUUGUCAUUAUUAUUAUUAUCCUAGUUAUUAUUAUUAUUAUUAUGCAAGAGAAAAUCGCACAUGUUUUAGCCAUAUUUGGAAUCAACUCAGUUUCCAAGACGCGAAAUCCUUUAUUUGCUUUAGCUGUCUAACAUGUCUCAAAUUAUUCCCAAAAAAACAAAAGGGAUAUGAAAGUGAACAUAGUUUGUGCUUUAGUGUACAGGUUUAGUUGAACUCGUGCUAUGAGCUAAUAAUUUUGCUAUCCUAUAUCUCGUAUUCUUUUCUGAACAAUUUUCAGACAAGGAUGAAUGCAGUAAUCCAAAAUUGAACAAAUGCAGUAAGGACACCACAUGCGUCAACCAGAUAGGAAGAUACAUUUGCAAGUGUGUUGUGGGAUAUGAGGCAGACAAGGGAAGUAAAGCUACCGCCAUAGACAUCAAGUGCAUCGGUAAGAACAUUAUUAUUUUUCAAGAAGUGUUAAUGAGACUGUCAAGCUUUAAGAUCACCAGUGAAAUGAACCACCAUGAUAUGGGUGUUGCAAUCAGUUAGAUUAGCGGGCAAUGUGAGACGUUUCGUUACAGCUUACACCAAAUUUGUCCAACAUGGGGGCUAUUCAUUAAGUCUUACUUUUAGAUAUAAAAUGACAAAGGGUGCAUGGAGAAUGGAGUUUGCAAAGACUUUGGAGUUUCGCACCUGUGUGAUUGUAAACAAGGUUAUCAUAUGA
This is a messenger RNA of Pocillopora meandrina, 3968 nucleotides long. Lineage: Eukaryota; Metazoa; Cnidaria; Anthozoa; Scleractinia; Pocilloporidae. The record is from the annotation of a GenBank genome assembly.